UCCACGAGUCUACAUUUCACUCGCGACUUCGUCUUGCAAUUAAAAACAUUGAAAGGUGCGAAUCGAUAUAUCGCGAGAUAAUUCGAAAAAGCAGAGGGAGAUAUCAUUCUUCAAAGAAAAUCCAAGAUUUGAGGACGCAGUGGUUUCAAAGAAUCGUUCUUCGAGAGAAAGAUUUUGUAUCGUUAAACUCUCAAAAACAGGAAUUAAACGGAAAGUUAAGUGCGACGAGAAGUUCUCAAUGAUCGGGAUGGAUUAUUUUGUGUCGCGUGUGAUCUCCACGGCUUAAAGUUGAACGCAACUUGAACAGUUGUGUUAAUCUUCCGAAGGCAUCUACAACGAAACGAAAAUGUCUCGAAGCUUCCUAGUGGACUCUUUGAUCGGCAACAACUCGCCGCCCUCAUAUCCGCUACCAUAUUAUGGGAAUCUACCUAAUUACAUGUUCAAUUUCUUUAAUGUUGGUUUGGGCUACCAACCGAUCAGGCCAGUGCCCAGACCACCCACCAUGCCCGUGCCAAUCAGCCCACCGGCACUGGGUGUUUUGCCGAUUCCUAGACAGAGUCCUCCGUCACCUUUAAAUAUCUCGACGAGCAGACUACCAGACGUUUCAACGCCCAGCGAGUCUCCGUCCCGUAACAGCACCCCGACGCCUCCGCCAAAAUCCCCGAGCUCCAUUAGCAACAGUUCAAAGCGCAUCCGGACCGCGUUCACCAGUACUCAGCUGUUAGAAUUGGAGCGCGAGUUUGCCUCGAACAUGUACCUAUCGCGACUACGCCGAAUCGAGAUCGCGACCAAUCUGCGGCUAUCGGAGAAACAGGUGAAGAUCUGGUUUCAGAACCGCCGAGUAAAAUAUAAGAAAGAGGAUCUGCCGUCUGGCCAGAGCCAGAAAUGCUGCUGCCUACGGACCUGCGGUAAACGAAAGGAUAGCUGCGGAGAGGAAUCGCCCAGCCGAAAGUGUGAUCAAGACGAGGACGAGAAAAGAUCCGUCAAGAGCGAGAGUGACGAUGGCAAAUCUGGUCGCGGACUCGCCGUAACUGAGCGCUUCGAGCGAUCGAUCGCGAACGAAGACGUCGGCCCCGAGGAGAAGUUUGACUUCUCGAGAAUAAACUCCGUGCAGGAGGAUCAGGCAGUCGGAUACGAAGCGCGAGAUCUCUCUCGAGGUUGCAAGAGGAGUCUGACGGAGACAAGCGAAGAGAACGACAAGAGGAGGAAGGUGGAGACAGUGGUAGAUUAUCAAACUCCGAAUCCGGAGGCGAUUACUACAACUCCAGUAUUCAGAAGUAUAGCAUGUACGAAACAUACCGUCGAGAGAAUCGUUAACUUGUAGAAAUUCCAAAGUCUGUACAUAAAUUCUCGGAGCUUCUAAUGUAAUGCAAAGUUGAAACUCUCACGAUACCUUGGCAAACACAUAAAUUGAAUAUAUAAAUGAAUAGAUAAGCACUUUGAGAAAAGAACCGAGACAACGAAACUAUAUCAGAAUGUGCUCAAUAAUUGUGAAUAUUGUAAAUAUAUUUCGUAAGAUUGUAUUAUAGAUAUAUUUUUGUAUGAUUUAUGUAGAAAACUGAAAU
Solenopsis invicta (red fire ant) is the source of this 1565-nucleotide messenger RNA. Its product is annotated as GS homeobox 1. Gene Ontology annotation, molecular function: DNA-binding transcription factor activity, RNA polymerase II-specific; RNA polymerase II cis-regulatory region sequence-specific DNA binding. Gene Ontology annotation, biological process: regulation of transcription by RNA polymerase II. NCBI's taxonomy places the organism in Eukaryota, Metazoa, Arthropoda, Insecta, Hymenoptera, Formicidae. The record is from RefSeq and is a predicted model, not a curated record. Gene Ontology annotation, cellular component: nucleus. Bases 347 to 1324 code for a protein of 325 amino acids. The transcript is spliced from 2 exons.